Messenger RNA from Plodia interpunctella (Indianmeal moth), 5137 nucleotides. It is a transcript of the gene BicD, whose product is annotated as Bicaudal D. The transcript is spliced from 12 exons. Gene Ontology annotation, molecular function: cytoskeletal adaptor activity; dynein complex binding. The record is from RefSeq and is a predicted model, not a curated record. Lineage: Eukaryota; Metazoa; Arthropoda; Insecta; Lepidoptera; Pyralidae. The coding region runs from base 146 to 2347 and encodes 733 amino acids.
AACGUCCACGAACUGAGAGCUGUCAAGACGUUUUACUUUUGGGAGAAUGUAGAAGCAAUUGAUUUUACACGUUUUAUAUUGUUGUUUUUCUGAGAUUAUUUACUUUGUUUAUGAAGAUUACAAACAUAGCCAUCUAACUGUCGCGAUGGCAGCCUCGGCUGAAAGCGACAUGUCGGUGGUCGAGCUGAAGGCGGAGAUCGAAAGACUCAGCCGUGAGCUCGACCAGGCCAGCAGCGAGAAGAUACAGUCUGCUCAGCUAGGGCUGGUUCUUCUCGAAGAGAAGAGCGCCCUGCAGCAGAGGUACGAUGAACUUGAAGGCAUAUACGAAAACACAAGACAUGAACUGAAAAUCACACAAGAGGCCCUCAUGAAACUGGACACAACACAGAAAGUGACCACAAGAAGUGGCAUUGAACAAGAAAAUGCUCUCCUCAAUGAGUCCGCUGCUAUGGAGAGCUCCCUCACACUACAGAUAUUGGAACUGGAAGGAGAAGCAAAACAGUUACGUCACGAGCUAGACCGUGUAGUUAGCGAGCGGGACCGCUUACUAGCGGAGAGUUCAGAGCUGGGCGCGGACAAGGCGACGCGGGAGUCUGAGCGGGCGGCGCUACGAGCGGAGCUGCGCGAGGCGCGGCAGCGGGAGCAGCGGCUGCUGGUCGACAUCGGCGACCUCGAGGACGAGAACAUCUCGCUGCAGAAACAGGUGGCAGCUCUGCGAUCCAGCCAGGUGGAAUUCGAAGGCCUCAAACAUGAAGUGCGGCAACUCCGCGAAGAAGCGGAGAACGCGCGGGCCGCAGCAGACGAGACAGCGGCGCUGCGACGCAUCGCCGAGCGACAGCUGGCCGAGGCUUUGGAAGCCCUGCAGGCCGAGCGGGAAGCUAAGUUUGCAGCUAAGAAAGAACUCGAUGCGCAUCUCAGUCGGGAGGCAGCGUAUAACAUCACUAACUUGGCGUAUAGUAUACGAGGUAUGCCAGAAGACAGCACCGAGGACGAGGGCGAGGCGGGCGGCUCCAGCGCGGCCGAGCUGGCCUCGGCCAUGGGCGAGCACCACGCCGACCUCUUCUCCGAGGUGCAUCUGCACGAGAUCUCCCGCCUCGAGAAGCAGCUGGAACAGGCGCACAACGAGAACACACAAGUGUCGGCGGCGAUGCGCGCGGCGCAGACGACAGCGGAGGCCGAGGGCGCGGCGGCGGGCGCGCUGCGCGCGGGGCUGCUGCGCGCCGCCUCGCGCGUGUCCGCGCUGCACGCGCUGCACGCCGACUGCUCACCAGCGGAGGACGAGAAGACAGAAGGUGGAAUUUCAUCGCGAGCGGCACGAUGGCUGACCUGGUGGAGAGUUUCUGGCGGAGAACUCAGCGCUUUAGCGGCUCAGCUGGCGGAGCUGCAGACUCCGCUGCCCAAUGACGCCUCAGCUGCUGCGCUCGCGCGGCAACAGAUGGCGCAGCUCAGCGACAGAGUGGCCGAGGCUGAGGUGCGGUGUGCGGCGUUAGAAGCGGAAGCGGAACUCCUGCGCACAUUGGCGGGCGGCGCAGGACGGGCGCUGUCGUCGGCGGCGCCGUCGCUGUCGUCGGCGGCGGAGACGCUGGCCCUGCUGUACCACCACGUGUGCGCGCUCAACGGCACGCAGCCGGAGAGGUUGCUGCUCGAGCACGCCGCGCACAAUGACGCGUCGGAGGGCGCGGAGCGGUCGGCGGAGGCGGAGGCGCUGGCGCUGGCGGCGGGUGAGCUGCAGGGGCUGCGUGCGGCGGGCGCAGUGGCGCGCUCUGCCGACACGCUGCUGGACCAGCUCCAGCAUCUGCGUGCUGCGCUCGCCACCGCGCUCGACUGCAGGCGUCGUCCGCAGCCCGUAAUGGAAACCGAAGAGCGCGGCGCAGAAAUGGCAGAGCUCCAAGAGCAAGUGAUCAAACUGAAGUCGCUGUUGUCGACGAAACGCGAACAGAUCGCGACCCUACGGACCGUGCUCAAGUCCAACAAGAACACGGCCGAGGUCGCGCUGGCCAACCUCAAGUCCAAGUACGAGACGGAGAAGACUAUAGUGACGGAGACCAUGCUGAAACUGAGGAACGAACUGAGGUUGUUGAAGGAAGACGCGGCUACCUUCUCCAGUUUGCGGGCGAUGUUCGCGGCGCGUUGCGAGGAGUACGUGACGCAGGUGGACGAGCUGACGCAGGCCCUGGCCGGCGCCGAGGAAGAGAAGAAGACCCUCAACCAACUCCUACGGCUAGCUGUGCAGCAGAAGUUAGCUCUUACACAGCGGCUGGAGGAACUCGAGGUGGACCGCGAGAUGCGCACGCGGCGGGUGCCGAAGGCGGGCACGGCGGCGCGCGCGCGCGGGCGGGAGUUCUAGCGGCUGCUGGUGGCGCUCAAGCUGGCCGCCGCCGCCUUGCGGGCGCUGCUGCAACACUCCAGAUAAGAUACACGAAUUUAUACAACAUGGAAUUUAUCCACGUCUGACGCGAACACGCGCUCUAUGAACGAACAAUUCUGUUGUUAUUCUGAAAUUUAUGUAUUGAAUGUACAGUUCUGACUCGCCGGUAUAUAUAAACAGACUUGGCUCCGAUGCCUGCUCGCUCAAUAUCAUAAAAAUAAUAUUUAUCAGAACAAAAGAUAUAUAAAGAUCAAUCAUAUUGACAUGUGUCCCCGAUAGGUCAGAGAUGGAAUUGUACAUUUCAAAUAUAUAUUGUAUUUGCAUGUAAAGAAUUUAUCUUUCAUAGACAACGUAGUAGUUAUAUAUUGUCAAAUGUGGACUAAAAUAAACACGCCCGUCAUGCAAAUGCGUGAUGCGAGCGACGCGACUUUUUUAUACAAUGCGAGAGGUCGGCGCGGACGCAGCAGUGAUCGAACAUUGAUAGCUCGUCCCCCGGCCGCUAGACCUUAAUGUGUUUCUAGGAAACUAAAUUAUUUAUACCUUUUAUAAAAUGUAGUAUAAGGGUAUGGGCGGAAAAGGGCGGCGCGGCGCAGUCCGGCCCUGAACCGUCAAACUGUGCAAUGUGCGCCGCGCCCCCCACCCGCCGCUGUUGGGCCGCGCGCCGCUUUAUUUAUUGUUAGUUACCUCUAGCUUCUAUCGACCAGCGGUUCUUGCCGAGCCGACUCACUCGUCCCGAGUCUAAAUGUUGCUCUACUUCCCCCGUUCGCCCCGCACUGAUCCGAUAUUUUGAUAUCAGAUUUCCUCUUAUUAUUAUAUUGUCUAUUGCACGAAAUUAAUGUUUAACGAGUAUUUUUGUAAUAGGAUCGGUGUAUUUUACUACCUUUAAAUGAAUUUAUCGCAGUUGUUGUCGCCGAUGCGAAGAUUAAACCGACGAGAUUUUACUAUAAAUUAUUUAUAAUGUCGUACGCGAUCGACAGGAAUCCUUAUGAAACCGUGCUAAGUUAUUUUUUAUUAUAUACAUAUUUAUUCGAUUCUACAUGAAAUAUAAGAUUCCUCCGGUCGAUACGAACGUUCAGUACGUCCAAAAAAAUUUGUAAAAUUAUCAUCGACGUCCAUCCAAUGAGUGCGCAAAAGACUAUGUAAUCUGUUCUCUAGUUAUACGUUCGUUGCGUUGUUGUGGCCCUCUGCCGGAUACUUUCGUCCAUCUUGUUGUAGUUGUAUGUAGUGUUUGGGUUUGGUCGGUGCCGCGCACCUCUGCCGUCCCGUGGUCCGCCACGCGUCCAAUCCUGUCCAGCCGGCGGCCGCUCCCGUAGAGCCUCUCGUUACUGUUUGUGUGAACCGUGCUACCGACCUGAGUUGCUCAACCAAGUUGCUCACGAGGGCCGCCGGCGCUCUAUUAGUAAGACGAAAUUUACGGAGAUUAUUCAAGUGUUACGUAUUCUUUAUUUACGUUGUGGGAUGUGAUAUCGGCAGCUGACGCAGCGUGCCCGGUGACGUAGUUAUCUCUUCUGGUGUCUCACUGGACCUAGGCUAGUUCACCGUUCCAUGUAGUGGGCGCUCGCCCGAGUAGGUAUUUACUGGUUUAGGUGUAACCUAGAUAGUACGUUAGCCUUCUGGUAUACUUCGUAGGUUAUUAGCAUAAUUGUUUUGCAUAGCUCAAAGUAGCGGAGCGACCGACCGCGACCCUGUCGCCGCCGAGGACCAUAGCCUUGCAUUUAUUGUUUUUAGAUAAUAAUUAUAUUAUAGCUUUUAACUUAGAUCAUUCUUCGUGUACUUAAAUCAUGGACUUACCUAUAUUAGCUUUAUACUUUUCUAAGUAUUAUUUUUCUUUUGUAGCUUAGCAGCAGACAUCGUUUAUGUAUUGUUUGUGUCUAGUCACUAUAGUUUGCGCGCGCGGAUUCGCUUUCGCUCGUAGCCGGAGCGAAUUGGCGCACGCGUUAUGACAUAAUAAUUAUUAAAGGUUGUACACUCUAUUUAUUGUUAACUUCGCUAUUUCCUCUUUUGACAUUGUUAUGUUUACCAUAUUUGUGUCUGUUUUUUGACAUGAUGAAAUUUGCACAUAAUCUAUUUAUUUCAAAUUGUUAUUGUUGGAGCGCUGACAGUGGCCGGGCGGCGUUUAGCCGCUCCGCUGAAUAUUAUUUUGUUCUAAAAUGUAUUGUAGCAGUAUUGUUUUAUUUUUAUAUACACCCUUGUAUCGAUUCUGUCCGACGUUCAGUAUUUACGAACAGAUCGAUGUCUGCUGCCACUAACGAUGGUGGUAUAGACAGCGAUUAACCAAAUAUUUUUCUUUAUACAGUCAUAUAUAACACUUUAGAUCAUUUAUUUUGCAUAGGCAUAGAUAUUAUUUUAUAUUUUAGUAGAUUAUCUAUUGACAAUGAGUUCUUAUUGUUUAAAGAUCGGAAGGUAAAUGAAAUGCCCGAACUUUGUAGUUGGACCGCAUGAUUGUUCCUACCUUGGAUCAUUGCAAUCUGUAGCUGAGUGAAUGUUUCAUUUUAUUGCACAGUUUGAUGGUUCUCUAAUGAGCUAUUUGUUUUAAACAAGAUGGCGGUGUCGGUAGUGUAAUCGCAGAUUACAUGUCUUUUCAUAGAAUCUCAGCGUUGACCCACGAGCUUGCAGAGUCUAUUAGUCCGUUAUUCACCGACAGGCGAUGAGCCAGCGCAGGGAACAUAUCAUGCCUCAGAGCUGAUUUAUUUUCAAAGUAUAGGGCACACCUUGUUGUCGCAAUGACUGGUAUGAAUCAUGUAUGAGAAUAAUAAAUGAUUAUAUUUA